Triplophysa dalaica is the source of this 836-nucleotide messenger RNA. Its product is annotated as histone H4. The transcript has a single exon. The record is from RefSeq and is a predicted model, not a curated record. Gene Ontology annotation, molecular function: DNA binding; structural constituent of chromatin; protein heterodimerization activity. The coding region runs from base 114 to 425 and encodes 103 amino acids. Lineage: Eukaryota; Metazoa; Chordata; Actinopteri; Cypriniformes; Nemacheilidae. Gene Ontology annotation, cellular component: nucleosome. Gene Ontology annotation, biological process: nucleosome assembly.
CUAGCACCGCCCUCGCACGCGUGUGUUUCAAAUAGGUCCUGUAGGUAAAUACAAAAUGUAUCCGCUGUCCUUUUUUUUAAAGCAUAACGUUUGUAUCUGUACUCUCGAACAUCAUGUCUGGAAGAGGCAAAGGCGGAAAGGGACUCGGAAAAGGAGGAGCGAAGCGUCAUCGCAAAGUUUUGCGUGAUAACAUCCAGGGCAUCACCAAGCCCGCCAUCCGUCGUCUCGCUCGCCGCGGUGGAGUGAAACGUAUCUCCGGUCUGAUCUACGAGGAGACUCGCGGUGUGUUGAAGGUGUUCCUGGAGAACGUCAUCCGUGACGCCGUCACCUACACUGAGCACGCCAAGAGAAAGACCGUCACCGCCAUGGACGUCGUGUACGCGCUGAAACGACAGGGACGCACUCUGUACGGCUUCGGAGGUUAAACGCGUUUAUGCUGAAGUAAAACAUUGAACACAACGGCUCUUUUAAGAGCCACACACUGUCUCAUUCGAGGAGAUGAAUUUCAGAAAUUCUAUCAUCAAAGGAAAUGCUGUGAAAGUCACGUUUUAUUAUCCAGGUUUUGAUUCUGAGAUCUCGUUCUUUAUUAACUGAUGAGAUUAAUCUGUUGUGUUAAACGCUUCUCUCGCUCGAAGAAGAAACUCCAUCAUAUCAACUAUAUAAACGUAAACACGCCCAAAGCUGCUGAAUAAAUCAUAAAAGGGUGAAAUGAUUUAAUGCUCGAACUCUUUAAGUGACUUUGAUGACACGAUGACGUAAUUCUGUUCUAGUGUAGAGUUAAUACAGAAAUAAACGUUUUAUUUUAAUUCAAAUUCGAUAAAGAGCGGGAAGAGCAA